UAUGAAGCAUUGCUCCCCUUUUCCGCUCGAGAAAACCUUUGAUUUAGAAGUUUUUGGAUAAUGGAUAGUUACGGCCAAAUUUUAUGAGAAAAAGUCUUAUUAUAUAUAAAGCCUUAUUUGAAGUAAAGAUAAAAAUAAUCCAAACAAAACCCUAUCCCCUCUUUGAUUCCUCGCACAGCUAGCUGCCCACAAGCAACACCGCCCGAUUUCAGCAAAGCGAUUUCUUACCUGAAGCGAUAAUUCGGUAGCAACCCACGACCCUUAUGGCCUAAAAUCGGAUUACCCAUAUCCUGUAGAACACAGGUUCGAGUUGCGCGAUUCAAGUUUAAGGUUGACAUUGGGAAACUUAGAUAUGAUUCUCAAUGGAUGCACCACACCCACUGGGUGCUUCUUCUCAAAUUCCAAGUUAUCUAUUCCUAGCCGUUCUUCCAUCUUACGUAAUCCUCGUUGCAGCACACAAACUGCUAGCAUUAGGAGUUCAUGGGAACCUCAUUUAAAGCAUCAGACAUGUUACUAUGGAGGUCUCUUACCCUUAAAGCUAAAUGCUGCAUCUUCCCCUCUCUUAAGCGGGGAUCUAGGUGGGUUGCUAAGUACGAUCCCAAGGUUACCUGGGAAAAAAAAUAUUAGCAUGACACCGCGGGCAUCCAAAGAUGUCCCUACAAGUUAUCGUUACCCUCCAAUGACCACAAAACCAAAAUGGUGGUGGAGGACUUUAGCAUGCCUACCGUAUCUAAUGCCGCUUCAUGAAACUUGGAUGUAUGGUGAAACAGCAUACCACCUACACCCGUUCCUGGAGGACUUUGAAUUCUUGACAUAUCCCUUUCUCGGAGCCAUUGGGAGACUACCAAGUUGGUUCUUGAUAGCAUAUUUUUUUGUUGCCUAUCUAGGAGUUGUAAGACGAAAGGAAUGGCCUCACUUCCUUAGAUUUCACGUUGUUAUGGGCAUGUUGAUGGAGAUUUCCCUGCAAGUGAUUGGUACAAUGAGUCGUUGGUUGCCCAUUUCCGUCUAUUGGGGAAAACUAGGGAUGCACUUUUGGACAGCUGUAUGUUUCGCUUACAUGUUCACGGUCUUGGAAUGCAUGCGCUGUGCUCUUGCAGGCAUGUAUGCGGAUGUCCCCUUUGUCUGCAAUGCAGCCUACAUCCAAAUACCAUUUGAUUAAGAACUCUUCGGUUUAUAGUCGUGGUAUGAGUAGAAUGUGAUGUAGACAUGUAGUUUUGCUACUGUGCUUUUGGAAAUGAACAUUGAACAUUCUGAACUCUAUCGACAAUUUCUUAAGUUAGUCUUCAAACAUGUAUCUUUGUCUUUGUAGAAACUGAGGAUUUUGUAUGGAAGAAGAGCUUUUGGGCGAAGUAAAGAAGGAAACACGUCCUUACGGGUGGUUAAAGCUUUAUUAUCAUUUGCAUUUUGUCAACUUUGUUAUAAUGAAAUGAAUUUGAACCACUAUGUUUUGUGA
Cucumis melo (muskmelon) is the source of this 1453-nucleotide messenger RNA. Its product is annotated as protein TIC 20-I, chloroplastic-like. Bases 353 to 1159 code for a protein of 268 amino acids. The transcript has 4 exons. Lineage: Eukaryota; Viridiplantae; Streptophyta; Magnoliopsida; Cucurbitales; Cucurbitaceae. The record is from RefSeq and is a predicted model, not a curated record.